GUGCUGUUAAUAUCGCCCGCUCGUUGUUUCUGCAGAAAUAUUUUGUAAUUGUUUUUUUCCAGUUUUAAACAUGGCUGACUUUUUAAUCGCUGGCGGAGCUGCUUAUACACCAGAUGACGGAUUGUCCGGAACUCAACUUUUCAAUUCUGGCGAGGGACUUACAUAUAAUGACUUCCUACUGCUACCAGGCUUCAUUGACUUUCAAGCAAAAGAUGUGUGUCUGAUGUCUGCACUGACCAAAAAAAUUAUGAUAAAGACACCUCUGAUAUCAUCGCCAAUGGACACAGUUACGGAGAGUCAGAUGGCAAUCGCUAUGGCUCUGUGUGGAGGUGUCGGUGUCAUUCAUCACAACUGCACACCUGAGUUCCAAGCUAAUGAAGUUAAAAAAGUCAAAAAAUAUAAACAAGGCUUCAUCCUAGAUCCGGUCAUUCUCUCGCCAACGCAUCGAGUCAGUGACAUCAUCGACGCAAAAUCUAAAUUUGGAUUCUCUGGGAUUCCCAUAACGACGGACGGUCUGAUUGGCGGGAAGUUAAUGGGCCUGGUCACUCAAAGAGAUGUGGAUUUUUUGUCCGCGGAGCAACAUCAUAUGAUGUUGAAGGAGGUGAUGACGAAGUUGGAGGACCUGAUCGUGGCUCCUCAUGGCGUCACGCUGAAGGAGGCUAACCAUAUUCUGCAGAAGAGCAAAAAAGGAAAGCUACCUAUAGUAAACGAGCAAGGCGAAUUAGUAGCCAUAAUAGCCAGGACUGAUCUGAAGAAGAAUCGAGAAUUCCCAUUGGCAUCCAAAGACGAGACGAAACAGUUGGUUGUAGGGGCUGCCAUAGGCACGCACGAUGAAGAUGUACAGAGAUUGGAUCUGCUGGUCCAGGCUGGAGUCGAUUUCGUCGUCUUGGACUCGUCACAGGGCAACUCGAUCUACCAGAUAAAAUUGAUAAAAUACAUCAAAGAAAAAUACCCCAACCUUCAAGUCAUCGGCGGGAACGUGGUGACAGCGGCCCAGGCUAAGAAUCUGAUCGACGCUGGUGUCGAUGCUCUGAGGGUCGGAAUGGGUAGUGGGUCCAUCUGCAUCACUCAAGAAGUGAUGGCGGUCGGCCGCCCUCAAGGAACAGCCGUCUACAAAGUCGCCGAGUACGCGCGAAGAUUCGGCGUGCCCAUCAUCGCAGACGGGGGCAUAGAGAACGUGGGCCACAUCGUAAAAGCCCUUGCCCUGGGUGCAAGUACCGUCAUGAUGGGCUCGCUCCUUGCCGGCACGACAGAGGCGCCUGGAGAAUAUUACUUUGCUGACGGAGUUCGCCUGAAAAAAUACCGUGGGAUGGGAUCGCUGGAUGCCAUGGAGCAGCAUAAAGCUAGCCAGUCUAGAUAUUUUAGCGACUCAGAUAAAGUGAAAGUGGCUCAGGGAGUCUCAGGAGCUGUGGUUGACAAAGGAUCCAUCCAUAAAUUCCUUCCCUACCUCAUAUCCGGGGUUCAACACGGAUGCCAGGAUCUCGGAGCCAAGAGUCUGUCCUGUCUUAGGUCCAUGAUGUAUCAGGGUGAAUUGAAGUUUGAAAAGCGAACGACGUCAUCACAAAUUGAAGGAGGAGUCCAUGGAUUACACUCGUAUGAAAAGAGACUAUACUAAAGAAUCAAACUGCAAAAAAAAACAAGAAAGAGAGAAAGAGAAGAGAGAGAGAGAGAGAGGGAGAGAGAGAGAUAGAGAAGAGAGAGAAAGAAGAAAAGAAGAAAGAAAGAAUGUUCUUUACUAACCGAUCAUUCAAUCAAUCGAUUAUUUAAUUUAUAUAAUUUAUAUAUACUUUUAAUAUUUUUAGGUCACAAUUGAAUAGCUAAUUUUAUUUCAUCAUGUUUCAGUCAAAUAUGGUUUUUAGCUAAUUUUUGGUUAUUAUUGUUGUUAAAUGUGGUUAAUUAUUAUUGUUACUGUGGUUUAUUAUUAUUACUGUGGUUUAUUAUUAUUAUUAUCAUUCCAUGUUUCAAGAAAGUAAUAAAAUGGAUGUACAGAGUGACAAAAACAGAAAUUUUAUUUAUUUAUCUUGCUAAAAAAAUGAAUUAAUGAAAUAAAUAUGACAUGAAAUUAUGAAUUGAUAAAAUUAUUAUUUCAUAAUAAA
Helobdella robusta is the source of this 2096-nucleotide messenger RNA. RefSeq lists its product as hypothetical. The record is from RefSeq and is a predicted model, not a curated record. NCBI's taxonomy places the organism in Eukaryota, Metazoa, Annelida, Clitellata, Rhynchobdellida, Glossiphoniidae. The transcript has 15 exons. Gene Ontology annotation, molecular function: IMP dehydrogenase activity. Bases 71 to 1615 code for a protein of 514 amino acids. Gene Ontology annotation, cellular component: cytoplasm. Gene Ontology annotation, biological process: GTP biosynthetic process.